AUGAUUCCACGAUUUAAGAAAAACAUGCAGGAGAAGCCAUGGCAAAGCCCACUCCACAGUGGUCAGGGCCACAAACAGGAGCUUUUUCUUCUCAUGGACAUGGCUCCAAGUCAUCCUGAGGCCAUGGUGGCACCUCUUCGGUCAGUUCUGAGGGAAACAAAGCUCUUGUCUUCACCGGACAAGGCAGGAACCUCCGCAGGGGUUACUCUGGUUAUUGAUGUUAAUCAGUGUUUGGAGGAGAAAAAAUCAAGUGAUAUUUUGUCUGCAUUGAAGUCUUCCACUUGUAAGGCAAAUGACGUAAUCCCUGAAUGUGCUGACAGAUACUAUGAUGCCCUCAUGAAGGCAAAAGAGCUCAAAUCUGAAAGUGUGUCUAGUGAAGGUUCAUGGCUCAAACUCACCCUGCAGGACAAGUAUGACUACUAUUACAACACUGAUUCAAAAGAGAGUUCCUGGGUCACACCUGAAUCGUGCAUGCUUAAAGAAUCAUGGCUCAUGGGAAAAGAAAUUGAGGACAUUAUUGAGGAAGUCACGGUAAAUUACAUUCGUGAGAAGAUGUGGUCUGCUUCAGAAGAUUUGCUUCUUCGCUUUCAAGCCACAAGCUCAGGAGCCUCCCUUAGGGAAGAGUUUGAAGCUAGGAAAUCAUUUUUGUAUGAACAAGAAAAGAACGUGGUCAAAAUACAG
Messenger RNA from Galeopterus variegatus (Sunda flying lemur), 681 nucleotides. Its product is annotated as ras GTPase-activating-like protein IQGAP2. Gene Ontology annotation, biological process: regulation of actin cytoskeleton organization. The transcript has 4 exons. Gene Ontology annotation, molecular function: calmodulin binding; actin filament binding; GTPase activator activity. The annotation marks the transcript as partial. NCBI's taxonomy places the organism in Eukaryota, Metazoa, Chordata, Mammalia, Dermoptera, Cynocephalidae. The record is from RefSeq and is a predicted model, not a curated record. Gene Ontology annotation, cellular component: cytoplasm.